Messenger RNA from Limulus polyphemus (Atlantic horseshoe crab), 7704 nucleotides. Its product is annotated as PHD finger protein 3-like. The coding region runs from base 201 to 6695 and encodes 2164 amino acids. Gene Ontology annotation, molecular function: protein binding; DNA binding. NCBI's taxonomy places the organism in Eukaryota, Metazoa, Arthropoda, Merostomata, Xiphosura, Limulidae. Gene Ontology annotation, cellular component: nucleus. The transcript has 18 exons. The record is from RefSeq and is a predicted model, not a curated record. Gene Ontology annotation, biological process: DNA-templated transcription.
AUUUGAUAGGGUAAAAGAAGCUUUUCGUUUUGUGUAAUAUCGAAACUUGUAUGUUAAAACUGUUAAUUUGGGCAGUUUUUGUUAAUUGUAAUUAGAAUUGUUAAUGAAGCUUUGUACCAAUUGGUAGGUUUUUGCAAGGUGUAACAGGUCCAUUUAGCCUGCAGAGAACUUAGCUGCUGAUCCUGAACAAAGUAUGCAAAAUGGCUACUAAUACUGAAGUUGAAGAAGAAACUAUAGAUCCACCAUUAUAUGUGGAUGCAGUAAUGAUGGAUCAUUCUUAUUCUUUAUUUCAUCAAGACUGUUUGAAGCAUUUCAGACUAACAGAGGAGAAUGAUUCUGCAAAUGGUGAUAGGUCUUUUGAGAAACAAAAUUAUCAAACCGAAUCAUUGUGUGAACAGCAAGUAGAAGGAAUUAAUCUUGAUAAUGAAAAAAGUCCAAAUUUCUAUAAUAAAGAGUUACAAAAUCAGGUAAAUAACAAUCUUGAUAAAUAUGAUUCAGUGCUUCUACACAAUACUGAACUGAAAAAAGUUGAAAUAGAUUCAAAAUUCUCCAAAAAUGAAGAAAAGCCAAUUGAAAAUAAAUAUGAAUGUGAGGACUUUUUGGAAACACCAGUUGUUCAGACAAGAAGGCAAAAGCAAAAACUUGAUGAAAUCAUAACAGAGCACUCAUCUCCAAAAACAUCUAAAAUACUCGAACAUUCUGAGAAAAUACAAACUUUCGGUACUGUAUCACACUCACCUGGAAAAAAUGAAAAUGAUAUAACAAAAAAACAAACUAAUAACCUUCCAGAAAAACCUAUAACACCCAGAAAACGUGGGCGACCCCGAAAAAAUACAGGUGGCAAUCAGAAAGACACUGAAAAGUCAAACUUGGAGGAGGAGAAGAAUGCAGUGCUUGAAUCUUCACCUCAAGAUACACCUUUACCAAGAAAAAGAGGGAGACCUAGAAAGUAUCCUCUUCAGCCAGCUACUAACCAACAAACAGCUAUCAAAGUUGUAUCCCCACCAAACCAAAGGAAGCGAGGGCGCCCAAGAAAGACACCAACUUCUGAAAACAAAGGAAAUCAAGAGCAGGAGUCGGAACUUAAGAAUGAAAGUGAUGAUAAAACAGAGCUCGAAACUUCAUUAAGCAAAGAAAUGUUGCUUAUAAAAGAAGAAAGUGAGACUUCAUCUCAAAAUAAAGACCAGUAUGAUAUAACUUUCUCUUCAAAACAAACAUGUGAUAGGAGCACAAGUGAGACAAAAGUUUCUGAAGAAAACACAACUGUGUUGAUGGUUAGAGAUCAAGAGCUUAAUAAGAAAUAUUCUUUGGAAAAUGUACAUAUUAAUACAAAGACAAAUGAAACCAAGUAUUCAGAAGAGCAUAAUAAUAAAUCUCCUUCAGGAGUUAAACAUCUUAAUAAGAAAACAAGUGAAAUCAAGCAUUCAGAAAACUCUGUUAAUGAAGGAACAACAACAGUACUAACAGUGAAGCAAUAUAAUAAUAGUGCAUGUGAAUCCAAGCAGUUACAAGAAUCUGAUAAUGAAGAGAGUGUAACUAAAAUAGCAUUAAUGCAACAAGAACAUUGUAAAAAGUAUCAUUCAGUAGGAAAACUUCGAAGUAGGAGCUUGAGUGAAACUAAGCAGCUGGAAGAAUCUGGUUUCCAAGCUGACAUAAUUAAGUUGACACUUGAGCAUGAAGAAGGUACUAAGAAACCUCCAUCAAGAGCUAAACAACGAAGUAGAAGCAUCAGUGGGAAUAAGCAUUCAGAAGAGUCAGGUAAUGAAUUUGAUGUAAUUAAGAUGACACCAAUACAUAAAGAGCAGACUUUAAUAUCUGAACUGAAAUCUAAAAAGGAAGUGGAUAAAACAAAAAAGAAAGAAAAGUCAAAAAUUUUAGAUAAUGUAGAUAAAGAUGGUAUGAAAAAUGAGAAGAUUAAGACAGACAAAUUGAGACACUAUUCAGCGGAAAGUGAGGGUGGUCAAGUGAAGAUCAAAACAAAAAGAAUUCAUGUCAGAAGAGAAUCUCGAACUCCAUCUAUAGAAGCAUUGUCUAUCGAACCAUCUCUGUUUAGUACCCCAGAUGUAAUGAUUAAAAAGAAAUCUGGAAGUAAUUCUGAACAACAGCCUGAACAUGAGGAACAAACAUCAAACACACCUAAAGUAGAAAAACAUAAAAUAUCUUUAUUAACAAGACUUGACAGUUCUGAAAAAGAUUAUCAGAAAAGUUCCAUUGACAACAGCAAUAAAAAUGAUGUUUUAAAGACCAUAGAUAAUUCAGUAAAAGAUACAAGUGUGAUUGAAGAAAGAGUUGAAGAUAACAAAAAUGAAUUUGUUAAUCUGAAUGAGAAAGUUUUGGAAUCUGCAGAGAAUUUGAUUCCAGUCGAAAAUAUAUCUACAGAUGAAAGUAAAACUGCUGAAGUAGAUAAGAAACAGAGGUUUACACCUAACCAGAAAAAGCCUGUGGAUAAUAAAUCAAAAGAUAAUAAGAAGUUUGACAAGGAUUCAGAUAAUGUUCAAAAAAGGAAUAGAACAAAGAAGACAAAUGGGCUUCAAACACCUAAAAAAGGUAAAACAUCCAAGGAAGACAAAAAAGAGAAAAAGGAUGACAACAUUGACAUUGAUUACACUGAUAAUUCCAGUGAUGCUGAUUGGUUACCUGAAGAUGAUCCUGAACGACUAUGGUGUAUAUGUCGGAAACCUCAUGGUGGAAGGUUUAUGAUUGGCUGUGAUGGCUGUGAAGAAUGGUUUCAUGGGUCUUGUGUUGGAAUUACACGACAGAAAGGACGGAAGAUGGAAAAAGACAGAAAAGAAUGGCUAUGUUCCAAGUGCAAAAAAGAAAGGGAAGUUGGAGGAAAACAAAAUAUCUGGAAAGAAGUAAAAGAAGAGAAAAAAGAGGAAGUUGCAGAUAUUAAAAGAGAAGUAAGUGACUUAAAGAAAGAUGUAUCUAAAGAAGUGAAAAAAGAAAUCAAAGAUGUGAAAAAAGAAGUAAAAGAAGAGAAAAAAGAUGAACUCAAUGUCAUUAAAAAGGAAGACACCAAAGAUGAGAAAAAAGAAUUGAAGUCACCUGUUCUGGUCCAUUCUUCUCAAUCUUUUGCUCAUAAGUUACCAAUUAAAAAACCUGAUUUAAAGAAGAAGCCAGAAAUGAGAGCAGAGACAAAAUGUUUAGAAUGCAAGAAGCCAGUAACAAUUCCAGGAAUUUUUUGCUCUACUGAGUGCCUGGAAAAACAUGUGAAAGAAUCAUUAGAAGCAAUUAAAUUGGAGAGGGAAAGAAAGAAAGAACCACCAAUUAAACCCAGUGAACACAGAAUUCAGGUACUAGAACAUAAUUCUGGAAAGCUUUUGACUGGUGCUCAUGCUCCACUAGCUGAACAUCUUCUUGAAUGGAUAAAGAUUAAUCCAUCUUUCCAGAUAUUAAAGCCAAGACAUAUUCCAACUACAAAGGACUGUGUGGUAAAAAAAGAAGGAGAUGGGAAAACUGAAAAGAAAAAAGUUGAAGAAGAAUCAGCAGGCCCAGAACCAGUUCGAUUGAAUGUGAGAAAGACCCUUCGUGAUACAUUAAAUGCUAGAUUGAAAGAUGCAGAAAACCUACAUGUUCUUCCAGAUGAAAUUAAAAAAAUUGCAGUGAAAAUAGAAGAAGAGUUGUUUAGAUACUUUAAAGACACUGGAGCAAAAUAUAAGGCCAAAUAUCGCAGUUUAGUGUUCAACAUUAAAGAUCAGCGAAAUGAGGGGCUGUUUCGUAAAAUACUAAAGUCCAGCAUUUCUCCAGAAAAACUGGUCCGAAUGUCUCCAGGAGAGAUGGCCUCAAAGGAACUUAUGAAGUGGAGAGAGCAAGAAAAUAAGCAUACAUUGGAAAUGAUAAAACGUGAACAGUUAGACCAGCUGGAGCAAGCAAAUCAUCCACAUCACACUAAAAAAACUCACAAAGGAGAAAUAGAGAUAGAAGAGGAAAGUUUGGCCACUCUGGAUCAACAGUUUCAUGAAAAAGCUUUAGAGAGAGAGUCAGUCUCAACAACCCUUGGAAAUCCACUAGUAGUUUCUAGCUUAAGAACCUCAGGAGACCCCACGUCUCCAGGAACACCAGUUGACACCACUGAUCAACACCGGUCUCAUUUGUUUGACCUGAACUGUAAAAUAUGUACAGGUAAAGUUGCACCUCCUCCAAAAGAGCCAUCAAUCAAGAAAGUACGAGUUGCUCAUACAAUUGCUGUUGAAGAGAAAGAAACUUCAUCAUCUACCAAAACUGAUUUGGACAUUAGAAUAUCAGAGAUCUUCAAACAAGUAGAUUCCAAAGAAUCUGAAAAAGAAUUUAAUAAACAUUCAGAAAACAUUCAAAUAGUUGAUCCAAAACAGAAAAAAGAUGUAUUUGAUGAAAAACCUGAUCAAGAACCCAGUUCAACAGUUUCACUUAGCUCUCCAGACUCUGGAAGUACCACUCUCUCUGGCAGUAGCCAAACAAAACCAAGUAGAAGUUUACCAUCUGUUUGGAAGGGGUUUAUCUCUAUGCAGGAUGUAGCCAAGUUUGUUACUUCAGCAUAUAAAGUAUCUGGCCCUACUGACUUUCUGACACAGGACAUUCCAGAUACAGUUCAGGUUUGUGGACGUAUAACACAAGAACAAAUGUGGGAGUAUGUAAGUAGGACCAAGCAAUCAGGAAAUAAGGAACUAAUAGUUAUACAGUUUCAACCUGCAAAUGAUGAAGAGAAAGUGGCGUAUGGAGCAUUUUACUCUUACCUGAACUCUCGCAAACGUUAUGGAGUUGUUGGAAAUGCUUCUAAAAUGAUAAAAGACUUUUACAUCCUGCCAUUACCUUCUUAUAGCCCUGUGCCAACUGUGUUGAUGCCAUUUGAUGGUCCUGGUUUGAGUGCUACAAGAUCUCACUUACUCCUGGGUGUGAUAGUCCGACAUAGAAACCGACCUCAAACGUUCACACAACUAACAGAAAGCCAUUUCCAGUCAGAGAACAUGGAUCCUUAUGAGCCAUCUUACACUCCACCUUUAGAUACUCUUCCAUAUGAAAAAGACCAAAAGCUCUGUGAUGAUAAUUUAACACCUCUUUACACACCAACACACACAACAGCCAACAAGAGACUAUCUGUAACAGAUGAUAGUGAGCCUUAUGACCCUUCAUUUACUCCUCCAUUGGAGAAGAUGCCUCGAAAGGAUACUUGUGAAUUGGAGGAUGUCACCAUGAGUGAUUCUGGACAGAACCUGACUCCAGCUGUGAGCAGUGAUGAGGAUAAGCCAUAUGACCCUGAAGAAACAGAUUAUUCUUUUCCACAAAUAUGGAAACAACAGACUUCUAUGGCCAGUUGUUCACCAGCAGUCAUUGCCCAGGCUGACCAACAAAAAUUGUUGAUUGAAUUGACAGAUAAGGCUCAAGCAGAAAAGAAACAAACUGACCAACAAUACUUUCAGGGUAUAAGUUGUAAAUCAACAGAUGGAAAUAAAUCUUCGACUUCGACAUAUCAAAAUUAUUCCUGGCCAGAUGGUAAAUCAAUGAAUAUUAAAGAUAGUGCACAUAACCUCCAACACCUUGUGCAAAACUUUUCAAAUAAUGUCUGUUCUGAACAAUCUCCAAAGAAAGAAUCAUUAACAGUUACAAGUGAUGUACUUAAAAAAUUAUCAUCAGGCCUACCUCCACACUUACGAAACAUUAUCAACGCUAUUAAUAAAGUUACUCAACAGGUAACCAGUGGUACUCGUUCAUCACAGAAUACAGAUCAGAGUGGAGAGGACACAGAGAAAAUGUCUCUUUUGUCUGAAGAUUCAAUUAUUCAGAACUUCUCUAAUGUUUCACAAGAAGAACCUAAACAAGAAACUUGGGCACAGUUGGGUGAAAAAAAGUUACCUAAAAAUGUGUCAAAUAUUAUAUCAGUCACAAAACUACAAGAUCCUAGGCUUAGAGGAAGAACUAUUGAUGAAGAUACAAUGGCUCAUCACUCACCUCAUGCAUUUACUGCUGUCUCUGAAAAUGUCAGACCAUCUCAAGUUAUUUCUCAAGUCAUACCACCAAAUAAAAACUCGUUAAUUUGUAGCCAAUCUCAUACUUUCUCAAGUAACAUAAGUGGAAGAGGUGAAAAGAAAAGCUUAUCUCUCUCACCAAGGAAAUCAUUAUCAGAACCUCCACCACCAGGUGUUGACUUUGAAGAGUUGGACAAUUCUGCUACAGCAUCAUCUUUCCCAUUGGUUUCACAUGCAAUAGGGUCUACAGGAAUGAUACUGGGUCCAAAGCCACCACCAAUUCCACCUCCUGGUGAAGCUGUCAAACCACCUCUCCCCCCAAGUAAUUCCACAGGUUAUGCCUUUUCCAAACAUCUGCAUUCUGAAAACCCUUACGUAAGUCCUAGUAUUUGUCAGAAACCUAUAGAACCUCAUUUGUGUACCCCUCAUCAACAUCCUGGGAGUAGUUAUAAUUCUUAUCAGUACCCAUAUAGUGGAGGAGGUGCUACUAGUUCCACCAAAAUUCAGACACCAUUUGGGCAGCACAGUCCUACUGAAAGGUCAAAAUCAAGUCCUUUUAAUAGUAACAAAGACCAAGAUGAACGAGAACGGUCUAACAGAUAUCAUGAGCAUAAGCGAGACAGAGACUAUAGACGUGAACAUGAUCACAGUCGAGAAAGGGACCGAGACUGGAGAUCAAAAGAUAAAAAAAAGCACUAUCACAGAGAAGAUCGUUAUCGGGGUGAUAGAAGGAGGAAGCAUCAUCGUAACUAAAUUUAAUCACUUGUUUUUAACUUUUUUUUCAAAAAAUUACAUGCUAAGAACCAUUGGUUCUUGUUUGGUAUAGGACAGAUAUGUUUUUUUCUGUAAAUUGUACAGUUAUAAAGUAUUGUCUCAUCUACUACAACAAAGACAUCUGUGUGUCACAUUCAAACGUGUUCAUCACAUUGAUCAGUAGCUCGCUCAUUUAUUGCCUAUAUUGUGCUGGAUUUUAAUCACAUUAAUCAACAUAAAUUUUACAAAUGCAACUAAUCUCUUAUGAGGAUAAUGUCAUUAUCAUUUUUUUUUAUAUUUUGGCUUUGCACUAUUAAAAUUAUGUAUAUAAUUGGAUUGCAUUUUUAGAUGAAUGUUUUUUAUUGAAAAUAAGUUUUCUCCAAGAUAGUCUAUAUUUGCAGUGAAGUUUUCUACAUAUUCACACAAACCUAAGCUGGUCUAGUAUUCGGUAUUUUAAAUAUGUAUAAAAAUAAAUGUUCUAACAGUUGCUUGGCAUAUUUAAGUUCAUCUUUGAUGUUGCUCAUAGAGCUGUGCAUUGAGCAUAGAUAUAGUGAGUAAUUUAAGAUGUACAUCUUUCCUGCUUCAUUUAUCUAUGUGAAAUUUUCUCUGAACUGAGUUUAGAAAGAGACGACCAUUUGCCAAUCACCAGAAUAAAUCUUGUCUGAUGUUUUUAUCUUUACUAUAUAAUAUGAAUGUUUCGUUUCUAAGCAUGUCUCGUUCACGUGAGUAAAGUUUAUUCUUAAAAUCUAUUAUCUCCAAAGAGUUACAAAUUUUAGCAUUGUAAUUUGUUUAUUUGUUCAUGUCGAUGUGUAAAAAGAAGCUCCUGUUAGUACAGUUUGUACUAUUUAGUAUCUGAUGCUAUAUACUAUUGUGUUUUUUGUAUAUAAUCCCGUGGUACUAGUUGAACAUUUUGCCUCUGUAAUGCGUAAGUUGGUGUGCAUUCAUCUCGAAACGUUCUUGUAACACAGUGUGAUCUGUAGGCAAAUAAUAAAUUGGCAGUGCUUUAAAA